Molecule: messenger RNA, 985 nt
Organism: Zea mays
Lineage: Eukaryota; Viridiplantae; Streptophyta; Magnoliopsida; Poales; Poaceae
Exons: 1
Coding region: 95-817 (240 amino acids)
Source: RefSeq, a predicted model, not a curated record
GCGUGGUAUUACGCUUCAACAGUCCUGCCCCAUACCCUCAUCGAUCGUUAGCGAGCGCGCAUCGGUUCCCUGCAGCCAAUCCAAACGCGCGGUGAUGUCGCUCCGCCGGUGGAAGCCCUUCUUCCCUGCGUUCGCGGCCAUCGACACCGCCAUAGAGACCGCCACCGGGGCCCGCUCCCGGGACAAGUUCCGGCAACUGAGGAGCGAGCUGGUGGAGAUGCUCUGCGAUGCCGCGGACGACGACGCCGAUCGAGUCAAGGGGCUGUGCCGGCUGCUCGACGCGGCCAUGGCCGAGGCGCUUUCGACGCUGCAUGUGGUCCCGGUGACGACGACCAUGCUGACCACCACCGGCGUGGACAAGGCCGUCGAAGGCCUGCUGAGCCACGAGGCCGGGAAGGUGCGCGCCCUCGCGCACGGCAUCUUGAUCCAGUGGGCGGAAGGCGGCGUGUUGGACACCACGGUGUUGGCCGCUCCAUCCACUCACCGAAUGCAUCCGCAGGCGCAGAGGCCUGAGACAGCCGUUCUACUAGCUUAUACCCCCAAGAUCUCGGACGAGAAGAUGCCUCCUGUCGUUUCCAAUGCCGGCGGCGAUCGCGUCAGGAGCGGGCAGACAGGAGAUGCAAAGCGCAAGCACCCAGGCUACUACCGAGAAGCUAAUGCUGAUGACGAGAAGCGGCAGCGCAACGUCCCUGAGAAGGUCGAGGAGAGGCCAAGGAAAAUGGAGCCGGACAUCAAGAGUAGGAGCAGCUGGAGAUCCAGGGACACGAAGAGCAGGAGCCGAGCGAGCAGCUGGAGAUACAGGGACGAGAGGCGCUAAUAUUAGCACUUCAAUCGUGCAUGUAAACAAACUUCAAAGUGAUAGCUGGAGCAUCGACGCGUCAUAGUCAUAGGAGGGUUUAAGCUAGGGCCAAAUUAGCACUUCAAUCGUGCAUGUAAACAAACUUGUACUGCUACCGCCUCUUAUUAUCCAGAAAGCUUUCCAACU